Molecule: messenger RNA, 366 nt
Organism: Rotaria sp. Silwood1
Lineage: Eukaryota; Metazoa; Rotifera; Eurotatoria; Philodinida; Philodinidae
Source: the annotation of a GenBank genome assembly
AUGACAAAAAAUGUUCUUCGAUUCAUGGCUCGUGUUCGAUGUAUGGAUCAAAAACAGCAUUUCAAAUGUUCUACAAGAGAUCUUUGUAUUCCUCCGGCAUUGGUUGAAAAUGGUUGGUGCGAUUGUGGAUAUAAUGAAUAUGGUUUUUGUGAUGAUGAAAACCUAAAUGUUAACUAUUUUAAAACACACAUCUCAUUUCCAACAAUUUGUGAUGGUUUUACAGAAUUAAUACCUGUUACUAUCGAUGGACGAAAUGAAACCGAUGAAACCAAGUCUGAAUAUUGGCAAUGUAAUAAUACUUAUACUCGAUGUGAUGGAUUUUGGAAUUGUUGCAAUGGAGCAGAUGAAGUAGAUUGUGACCGAUGA